GGUGGCCUGUUACUCAGCCGUUUCCGGAGCAGCGGCGGUAGCGGCGGUGGAGGAGUGGGUUUCGACGUUAACUAAGAAGGGACCUCGGGAGCCUGAGCCCCGGCUAGGAGACGUAACACCCCCCCUCCCCACAUCCGGGUCCCGUUGCCUCCAGCUCCGGGUCUCCGGUUACGCUUGAACCGAGGCAACUUCGCAGCCACCUCGCCGCCUGCAAGGCCUGAAAGGCUAGCGGCUUGGCCUGUGCUUUGGGCCACUCCAGCAGCGGGGCCGCGGAGCCUGUCACAGGCCGCAGCUCCGGGACCAGAAGAAACUUCUCGCAAUUUUAAUUUUAAAGAGAAGAGACAUAGCACUUUUAGAAGAACCCUGAGGGAAACCUCUGGUUAGAGGACAUGAUCUGCAGAAGGAUCUAGCAAAGGAGACAGAGAAGCUGACAACCCUAGACUCCAGCAAGAUGGCACAAUGGAACCAGCUACAGCAGCUUGACACGCGGUACUUGGAGCAGCUUCACCAAUUGUACAGUGACAGCUUUCCCAUGGAGCUGCGGCAAUUCCUGGCUCCCUGGAUAGAGAGCCAAGACUGGGCAUAUGCUGCCAGUAAAGAGUCACAUGCCACCUUGGUCUUCCACAACCUCUUGGGUGAGAUUGACCAGCAAUACAGCCGCUUCCUUCAGGAGUCAAAUGUCCUCUAUCAACACAACCUGCGGAGAAUCAAGCAGUUCCUACAGAGCAGAUAUCUUGAAAAGCCAAUGGAGAUUGCCAGGAUUGUGGCUCGGUGCCUGUGGGAGGAGUCUCGUCUCCUUCAGACAGCAGCCACAGCUGCCCAGCAAGGAGGGCAAGCCAACCACCCCACAGCUGCCGUGGUGACAGAAAAACAGCAGAUGCUGGAACAACACUUGCAGGAUGUGAGGAAAAGAGUCCAGGAUCUGGAACAGAAGAUGAAAGUGGUGGAGAAUCUCCAGGAUGACUUCGAUUUCAACUACAAGACGCUAAAAAGUCAAGGAGACAUGCAAGAUCUAAAUGGAAACAACCAGUCGGUGACUAGGCAAAAGAUGCAGCAGCUGGAGCAAAUGCUGACUGCCCUCGACCAGAUGCGGAGGGGAAUUGUGAGUGAAUUAGCCGGGCUUCUUUCAGCCAUGGAGUAUGUGCAGAAGACUCUCACAGAUGAGGAACUGGCUGACUGGAAGAGGAGACAACAGAUUGCUUGUAUUGGAGGUCCUCCCAACAUCUGCCUGGAUCGCCUAGAAAACUGGAUAACUUCCUUAGCUGAAUCUCAGCUGCAGACCCGUCAGCAGAUAAAGAAGCUGGAGGAAUUACAGCAGAAAGUCUCCUACAAAGGUGACCCCAUCGUCCAACACCGACCUAUGCUGGAAGAGAGAAUUGUGGAGCUCUUUAGGAAUUUAAUGAAAAGUGCCUUUGUUGUAGAACGGCAGCCCUGCAUGCCUAUGCAUCCUGAUCGGCCCUUGGUCAUCAAGACAGGUGUUCAGUUCACUACCAAAGUCAGGUUAUUGGUCAAAUUUCCUGAAUUAAACUAUCAACUUAAAAUUAAAGUAUGCAUCGACAAAGACUCUGGUGAUGUCGCGGCAUUAAGAGGAUCCCGGAAGUUCAACAUUCUGGGAACAAACACAAAAGUGAUGAACAUGGAGGAGUCUAACAAUGGUAGCCUCUCUGCAGAGUUCAAACACUUGACCCUGAGGGAGCAGAGAUGUGGCAAUGGGGGCCGGGCCAACUGUGAUGCCUCUCUGAUAGUGACUGAAGAACUUCAUCUCAUCACCUUUGAAACAGAAGUUUACCAUCAGGGCCUAAAGAUCGACUUGGAGACACACUCCUUACCAGUAGUGGUAAUCUCUAACAUCUGUCAGAUGCCAAAUGCCUGGGCUUCAAUCCUUUGGUAUAACCUGUUGACCAAUAACCCCAAGAACGUUAACUUCUUCACCAAGCCUCCUAUCGGGACAUGGGAUCAAGUUGCUGAGGUGCUAAGCUGGCAGUUUUCCUCCACCACGAAGCGUGGCUUGAGCAUUGAGCAGUUGACCACACUAGCAGAGAAGCUUUUAGGACCUGGUGUGAAUUACUCAGGGUGCCAGAUCACAUGGGCCAAAUUUUGCAAAGAAAACAUGGCUGGCAAAGGUUUCUCCUUCUGGGUUUGGUUGGACAACAUUAUCGACCUGGUGAAAAAGUACAUUUUGGCAUUGUGGAAUGAAGGGUACAUAAUGGGCUUCAUUAGCAAGGAACGAGAGAGAGCCAUCCUGAGCACGAAACCCCCUGGGACCUUCCUGUUGAGGUUCAGUGAGAGCAGUAAAGAGGGAGGCAUCACCUUCACCUGGGUGGAGAAGGAUAUUAGUGGCAAGACCCAGAUCCAGUCAGUGGAACCAUACACAAAGCAGCAGCUGAACAAUAUGUCCUUUGCUGAGAUCAUCAUGGGCUAUAAAAUCAUGGAUGCUACCAACAUCCUGGUGUCUCCCCUGGUCUAUCUCUACCCUGACAUUCCCAAGGAGGAGGCAUUUGGGAAGUAUUGCCGGCCAGAGAGCCAGGAGCAUCCUGAAGCUGACCCAGGUAGUGCUGCCCCAUACCUGAAGACCAAGUUUAUCUGUGUGACCCCAACGACCUGCAGCAAUACCAUUGACCUGCCGAUGUCCCCCCGCACUUUAGAUUCAUUGAUGCAGUUUGGAAAUAAUGGUGAAGGAGCUGAGCCCUCAGGAACAGGGGGACAGUUUGAGACCCUCACGUUUGACAUGGACUUGACUUCUGAGUGUGCUGCAUCCCCCAUGUGAUGGGCUAAGAAUGGAACUACAGAAUGAUGUAACUGAGGCACCUAAACCCCACCCCAUCCCUUCCAAAAAGAAACCCCAAACCCAACAACCAAAUCCCAGAUCAACUGAAACUUGUACCUUUGUGACUACAGGUCAUUUUCUUGGAUCUCCUGCUUCUCAUUUAUCCUUAAGUGAUUAGGGUACCUUUCUCCUAGAGAAAUGAGUGCUUCUAGGUUAUAUGGUAUUAACCAAACAGAAGUCAAAUAGUUCAUUCUUUAAGUCUAUGGUUGUUUGGGUGGGAGUGUGGGGGGUGGGGGAGGCAGGAGGGAGAAGAAAGGACUGUACUUUGAUUCUCCCCUGCUAACAUUCUUCCUCAAUAAUUAUUUGGGGAUUUUUGUGUGUGUUCUGGGUUUUUCUGUUUUGUUUUUUUGUUUUGCUAGACAAGUGCCUACUGGUGCCAGCUGCAUCCAGUGCCUGUUUUGUAAGUUAAUGCUCCAGGCUGUAUCUGACUGCAUGCUGCCAGCACCUGCUGCACCUAUUAUCUUGCUAACAUCCAAAUAGAAGUGAGGACUUUUUAAUCCUCUAGGUUUCUUUUUAAACCGGGAAAAGUUAAAAUCAAAAGGAAAGAAACCCCACUCUGUCCUGUAUCAAAGCUUUUAAAAAAAUGUAUUUAAGAUUCCUCGGAGACUUCUUCCAGGUAAUCAGCAAUCCCAGAUGGCAAUCUCUCCUUAAAUUCCUAAAGUGAGUUCAUCGAAUUCGUUCGUUCAUUCAUCCAUUCAACAAACAUGCUCAGGGUGCUGGGGACACAAAGGGAAAAUCUGACAUGAUCCCUGCCCUCAAGGAGUGUACUGUUGAUUACCUCAAAAUGGCAGCUGAAGCUCUGGAGCAAUCGCUUGGCCUUUAAAACAGACAUUUUUAAAAAUUUUCUUUGGUAAAUCUUUUUAUUCCCUUUGCUGCCUCUUGGCCCCACGGCUUUAGUUUCUGGUUCUGAGCUUGGUUGUUAGGGUGCCUUAUUUGGGCUGGAGGGAUUCUUCCCUCCUCAGUCCAUAUGACCCUCCUGGCAACAUGUCCUCCUCUUCCCUUCUGGUUCCUCAGCAUCUAAAUCCUGUUGCUUUAGGAAUCCUGGUCUUGGAGCCUUGUGAAAUCAGCAUAUAAAAGAGCUGUGGGUGCCAGCAAUAGUGUCAGGCCAUGAGCCUCACAAAGUGCCCUGUUGGUUUCAGGGGACGUGGCUCUCUCAGGUUCUUGAAGGUUUUCAGCACUUAUUUCACUUUUAACAUAGAGUGGAGACAUACAGAAUCAUAGAAUGUUCCAGCGCAAAGGAAUUUUAGGAGACUUUCUGCUAAGGCCAGAGCUCCUACUUUGAUUGGGCCUGUGUCCCAUGGCUUUCCCCAAACCUGGGGGUGAGUCAGAGGUCCCUUUUUUGGGCCUGGGAGGCAGCAGGAAGACCCCACCUCUUGACUGGCCUUAAAUUGUUCUCAGGCCUCUUCUGGUGCUUCUCUUUUUGCCUUCCUAGUAUUAGCCAGCCAGAUGAUGUGCACAUUUGUAGUAUUGUCCCAGGUGCUUUCUUAAAGAGCAUUUAGGUCCCGUCUGCUCCAGAGGCAGCGGCUUGGGAUAUGAGGACCUUGAAGAGUCUGUUCUUAGUUGUUUCCUACCCUCUGUCAAUCCCCAAAGCAGCCUUUGAGCUGAAUGGGGAGACUGAUAUCCCUCAGAGCACUACAGUAGUUGCUCUUGGUCUGAUUCGUCUUUGUGAUGGGAUGGAGCACCUUGAUCAUGAAGGCUGGAAAACAGGGCUGUGCCAGAGAGAGUCUCGGUUGCUAUUUUGCAGUGUGGGGCUGGAGGAGAGAUGGAAGACUCAGUGCCUGGGGGGGGGGGGGGGCGCGGCAUUUAGCAUCGAUGAUUUUAAGUAGCAUGUGUCUUUCUGUUUCUAAUUCUUGUGAUGACAAAAGCAGUGAAAGAAAUUGAAACUUAAUUUACCAUUUCCUCCAUUUAUUUCUUUCCAGAACAGUACCUUGAGUAGGUCUGCUGCCCUUCUCAAAACCCUUUCAAACUCCCCUCCCCCCUCAUCAUGCCCCCAAGGGGCUUCCCUCUUAUCAGUUCAUCUUGUACAUUGGUUCUGUUUGUAAAACAACCUCUGAGCUGCUAACCUAGUCCUCCUUGCAUUCUGACUCCAGUGUAUACUUCAUACUGUAAAAAUAAAGUUGGGUUUUUGUAUAUUUUAUUGCUGUAUCUAUCUGCUUUUAACUUCUAGAAAUAAACAUUUUAAAGCAA
This is a messenger RNA of Trichosurus vulpecula (common brushtail), 5014 nucleotides long. It is a transcript of the gene STAT3, whose product is annotated as signal transducer and activator of transcription 3. Gene Ontology annotation, molecular function: RNA polymerase II cis-regulatory region sequence-specific DNA binding; DNA-binding transcription factor activity, RNA polymerase II-specific. Gene Ontology annotation, biological process: cell surface receptor signaling pathway via JAK-STAT; response to peptide hormone; growth hormone receptor signaling pathway via JAK-STAT. The record is from RefSeq and is a predicted model, not a curated record. Lineage: Eukaryota; Metazoa; Chordata; Mammalia; Diprotodontia; Phalangeridae. The transcript is spliced from 25 exons. Bases 452 to 2767 code for a protein of 771 amino acids.